This is a messenger RNA of Pteropus alecto (black flying fox), 4653 nucleotides long. It is a transcript of the gene ATP9B, whose product is annotated as ATPase phospholipid transporting 9B (putative). The record is from RefSeq and is a predicted model, not a curated record. The transcript is spliced from 32 exons. Gene Ontology annotation, biological process: endocytosis; retrograde vesicle-mediated transport, Golgi to endoplasmic reticulum; phospholipid translocation. Bases 1 to 4401 code for a protein of 1466 amino acids. Gene Ontology annotation, molecular function: ATPase-coupled intramembrane lipid carrier activity; ATP binding; ATP hydrolysis activity. Gene Ontology annotation, cellular component: plasma membrane; trans-Golgi network; endosome. NCBI's taxonomy places the organism in Eukaryota, Metazoa, Chordata, Mammalia, Chiroptera, Pteropodidae.
AUGGGGUGUGGGACGAGCUCUCUGGCCCUCAAGUGCCGGGGCUCCCACGGGUGUCCGAGCUUGGGGCCCUCCGCUGGCUGGCUGUCACCUCCUGGGGCCUGGCUGCCAGGCCGCGGGGGACUCCGAGGCGGGCAGACACUGAUUGGCUGUAGCGGCUCCUGCCCAGGAACAGCUGUGUCACCGACGGGCGGGCCGGGCCCACCAGCGAUGGCCGAGAUGGUCCCUCUCCAGGCGGAAACCCUGGAACAGCCCCCGGGGUGGGACCUGUGCCUGGAGAGUCGUCUCACUAGCGGAACCAGCCUGUCAGCGCAGGUCACUGAACAAAAUUCACCAAAAAGUGGGGGCCGAACAGGAAAGGGCUGCACCAGGGCCAUUAAGGGUGGUGCGGACAGAAGCCAGCAAACGCUGACGCGCGUGCGGGACGCUGGGGCAAGCUCGGCAGCCGGGCGAGAUUCACGCCGAGAGCCCGGUGUGGCCGGCGUGCCGACUGGAAGCUCGCACCUGAAGGUCACCGGCCACGGUGCCGGCUCGCCUCGCCACUCGGGACUGUCGCUACAGUCGGAUGAGCCAGAGCCAUUUACUGACCUGAACGGAAGCGAAGAGAUUCAUAGGCUGUACGUGUGCGCGCACAUACACGUGCAUGUGCGUGCAUCCGUGUACAUGUCCUCUGGCGUGAAGACCCGUGUGUCUGCAGACGUCUACGACCGACACGCCCCGAGAGGCUCCCGGAGAUGCUGCUGCUCUCGACGCGGCCUGCGGGUCCAGGCAGCUCCUGGGCGCAGCCCAGCAGGCGUCUCACCAACGCUGGGAGCAGAGCCCGAACCUCAUGCAGGAGCGCGGUUGGGAGCGGCCAGGACCACCCUGGACAACGGGUCUGGAGCCUCGCUGACUGUUCGGGCGAGUGACAGAGCUCGACUGACCAAGACAGUGCAGGCUCAGCACGCAGACCGUGGGACCCAGACGGAGGGCCAGGCUCACGCGAAUGAAAACUACCAGAACUCCAAAGCACGGAGGGGCGAGGACGACGUACGAAUAGUGUUGGAUCUGGCUUGCUUCGCCCUGAGGUCGGGGUCCCUGCUGGAAGAUGAGUACGCCCGUUUGGAUGAAAUGCCACUGAUGAUGUCUGAGGAAGGCUGUGAGAAUGACGAAGGUGACUACCACACACUGCCGCGGGCGAGGGCCGCGCGGAGGGGACGACGGCCGGAGCGCGCGCUCUGCGGAGGGUGGCAGUCCCUCUGCGCCAGUUGCUGCGAUUGGCUGAUAAAUGUCUGUCAGAGGAAGAGAGAGCUGAGAGCUCGCACCGUAUGGCUUGGGCAUCCUGAGAAGUGCGAAGAAAAACAUCCUAGAAAUAUCAUCAAAAAUCAAAAAUACAAUGUGUUUACCUUUAUACCUGGGGUUUUAUAUGAACAAUUCAAGUUUUUCUUGAACCUCUAUUUUCUGGUAGUCUCCUGCUCACAGUUCGUACCAGCAUUGAAAAUAGGCUAUCUCUACACCUACUGGGCUCCUCUGGGAUUUGUCUUGGCUGUUACUAUCACGAGAGAAGCAAUCGAUGAAUUUCGGCGUUUUCAGCGAGACAAGGAAGUGAAUUCACAACUAUACAGCAAGCUUACAGUACGAGGUAAAGUGCAAGUUAAGAGUUCAGACAUACAAGUUGGAGACCUCAUCGUAGUGGAAAAGAAUCAAAGAAUUCCAUCGGACAUGGUGUUUCUUAGGACUUCAGAAAAAGCAGGCUCGUGUUUCAUUCGAACUGAUCAACUCGACGGGGAGACGGACUGGAAGCUGAAGGUGGCGGUGAGCUGCACGCAGAGGCUGCCGGCCCUGGGGGAUCUUUUUUCUAUCAGUGCUUAUGUUCAUGCUCAGAAGCCACAACUGGAUAUUCACAGUUUUGAAGGCACAUUUACCAGGGAUGACAGUGACCCGCCCGUGCAUGAAAGUCUCAGCAUAGAAAACACCUUGUGGGCAAGCACCGUCGUUGCAUCGGGUACUGUAAUAGGUGUUGUCAUUUAUACUGGAAAAGAGACUCGAAGUGUACUGAACACAUCCAACCCAAACAAUAAGGUUGGUUUGUUGGACCUUGAACUCAACCAGCUGACCAAAGCGCUGUUUCUGGCACUAGUUGCCCUGUCGGUUGUCAUGGUCACCUUACAAGGCUUCGUGGGCCCGUGGUACCGCAACCUGUUCCGCUUCCUCCUCCUCUUUUCCUACAUCAUUCCCAUAAGUCUGCGUGUGAACUUGGACAUGGGUAAAGCGGCAUACGGCUGGAUGGUCAUGAGAGACGAGAACAUUCCUGGCACAGUCGUCCGGACCAGCACCAUCCCGGAGGAGCUGGGGCGCCUCGUUUAUCUGCUCACGGACAAGACAGGAACCCUCACCCGGAACGAGAUGGUGUUUAAGCGGCUGCACCUGGGCACCGUGUCCUACGGCACAGACACGAUGGACGAGAUCCAGAGCCACGUCAGGGCUUCCUGCUUGCAGCUGCCUUCCCCAACUGGUGGAAACAGCACCAGUUCAACUCCACCAAGAAAAGCCCAGCCUUCAGCUCCCAAAGUUAGAAAAAGUGUCAGCAGCCGAGUGCACGAAGCAGUGAAGGCCAUUGCGCUGUGCCACAACGUGACGCCGGUGUAUGAGUCACGAGCCGGCGUCACCGCGGAGACCGAGUACGCGGAGGCGGACCGAGACUUCACUGACGAGAACCGCACCUACCAGGCCUCCAGCCCCGAUGAGGUCAGUCGGCCUCUUAGGCAGCAUCUCACGAUGUCGCCGUGUGUGUUACCUUGGACUCGAAGGCAUGAGCGUGAGUCCUCACUGGGGGGUGAACGGGGGGCUCUUCCCCCCUGGCUGUGUCUCGGCACCAAUGGGAGGGAACAGCAGGUGGCAGCUGUCCCGAGCUCUGGGCCACGCGUGCCCAGAUGUGGAAACAUGGCCCGCGAAGGGCUGCGCACGCUCGUGGUCGCGAAGAGGGUGCUCACGGAGGAGCAGUACCAGGACUUCGAGAGCCGCUACACUCAGGCCAAGCUGAGCGUGCACGACCGGACACUCAAGGUGGCAGCAGUGGUGGAGAGCUUGGAGCGGGAGAUGCAGCUGCUGUGCGUGACGGGCGUGGAGGACCGGCUGCAGGCGGACGUGCGGCCCACCCUGGAGAUGCUGCGGAACGCGGGCAUCAAGAUAUGGAUGCUGACGGGCGAUAAACUCGAGACAGCGACCUGCAUCGCCAAGAGUUCACACUUGGUGUCCAGAACGCAGGACACCCACAUCUUCAGACCGGUGAGCAGUCGAGGAGAGGCCCACCUGGAGCUGAAUGCCUUUCGCAGGAAGCAGGACUGUGCACUGGUCCUCUCGGGGGACUCCCUGGAGGUCUGUCUGCGGUACUACGAGCACGAGCUCAUGGAGCUGGCUUGCCAGUGCCCCGCCGUGGUGUGCUGCCGCUGCUCGCCCACGCAGAAGGCCCGCAUCGUGAAGCUGCUGCAGACGCACACGCACAAGCGCACCUGCGCCAUCGGUGACGGAGGCAACGACGUGAGCAUGAUCCAGGCCGCCGACUGCGGGAUCGGCAUCGAAGGGAAGGUGCGUGUGUCCUCCGCCACGCUCGUCAGCGCACGCCUACGCGCCUGCUCUGGGCCCGCCAGGGCACGGGCGGAGGGGCAAGGCUGGCCAGGCCCUCUGCCAGCACCUGAAGACCUGGGACAGAACCUGCUCCCGGUCUUGGUUCUCCCCUGGCUGCUGUGCUCCUGGCGCCUGGCGCCGGCUCUGGCCGCGUCCGCGCUUCCCUCCCCGGGGCCUCGGCGGCUGUGGGGUGGCAGACCGACCGCGCGGCCUUCCCUCCCGCAGGCCGUGUUCUCCUCCGUCUUCUACUUCGCGUCCGUGCCGCUGUACCAGGGCUUCCUCAUGGUGGGGUACGCGACGGUCUACACCAUGUUCCCCGUGUUCUCACUGGUGCUGGACCAGGACGUGAAGCCCGAGGUGGCCAUGCUGUACCCGGAGCUGUACAAGGACCUCACCAAGGGCAGAUCCUUGUCCUUCAAGACCUUCCUCGUCUGGGUUUUGAUCAGCGUGUACCAAGGCGGCAUCCUCAUGUACGGGGCCCUGGUGCUUUUCGAGUCCGAAUUUGUCCACGUGGUGGCCAUCUCCUUCACGGCCCUGAUCCUCACCGAGCUGCUGAUGGUGGCUCUGACCAUCAGGACGUGGCACUGGCUCAUGGUCCUGGCCGAGUUCCUCAGCCUGGGCUGCUACGUGGCCUCGCUCGCUUUUCUCAAUGAGUAUUUUGAUGUGGCCUUCAUCACAACCGUGACCUUCGUGUGGAAGGUGUCGGCCGUCACGGUGCUCAGCUGCCUUCCGCUCUACGUCGUCAAGUACCUGAAGCGCAAGCUGUCCCCUCCCAGCUACUCCAAGCUGAUGUCCUAGGCGCCCGGUCUCCUGCUCGUGGGGUGUCCCCAGUGGCGCACGGGGGUGGUGGCCACAGGAGGCGGGGGAGGCCCAGAGCCCAGAGCCCCGGGCUGGCACUGCAGCGCCCCUGCAGGGCGCGCCCCUUCUCUCCUGUAACUUUGUAUCCCACCAGCCCGUUUUUACUGAAAAUGAGCCCGAAUCGUGUCGCUGUCGCACACCCGCCCUACUCUGGUUUCUGAGAGUUUAAAUGAAAGCUGAUUUACUACUCCG